AUGAAGUCCGUUAUAGUUAUAUUGUUGGUCCUGUCUGUUUCAGCUUUGGCUCAGAAAUCUGGUUCUUGUCCUCAGCCACAGGGACCUGGUACUUGUGAUGAAGCCUGUUCUGGUGACUCUUCGUGUCCAGGGAACCAAAAAUGUUGUUCCAAUGGUGCUCUGAUUCACGCAGAGGAGAACGACACGAGUGCCUCACAUCCUCCUCGAAUUAAACCUGGGGCAUGCCCUUCAGGCAUCCAGGGUAUAUCUGGUACGUGCAGUGAAGAUUUAGCUUGUCCAGGAGACUGGAAAUGUUGCCCACUUUUUCCAUUUUUCCCUAAUAUAAUGAAGUUUUGUAAAGCACCGCUGAACGUGGACAAUUCGAAAAUUUCAGAAACGAGCUACGCUUAA
This is a messenger RNA of Zophobas morio, 390 nucleotides long. Its product is annotated as waprin-Phi1-like. The record is from RefSeq and is a predicted model, not a curated record. Gene Ontology annotation, cellular component: extracellular region. Bases 1 to 390 code for a protein of 129 amino acids. NCBI's taxonomy places the organism in Eukaryota, Metazoa, Arthropoda, Insecta, Coleoptera, Tenebrionidae. The transcript has 3 exons. Gene Ontology annotation, molecular function: peptidase inhibitor activity.